Saimiri boliviensis boliviensis (Bolivian squirrel monkey) is the source of this 798-nucleotide messenger RNA. The record is from RefSeq and is a predicted model, not a curated record. NCBI's taxonomy places the organism in Eukaryota, Metazoa, Chordata, Mammalia, Primates, Cebidae.
AUGCGGCCGCUGCCUCCUCCAGUGCGAGGGAAACGAGGGCGGACCGGGGCACGGCAGCGGUUCCGCGAACGAGCGCAGACUCCGGGCGCACCGGCCCCCCUGUCCAGGACACAGCGACCUCGGUCCCCCCCAAACACUCCUCUAGACUGCCAGAUUCGCAGCUCUGGGCGGCAGCGCCACACAAAAAAACUGACAGAAAUCCGUAAACGGCCCUCUCUAAGGCCCCAGGCAGCCGAGCCGCCGCCGCCACCGUGCCGCGGCCAGUCCUGCUCCGUCUCCCUCCUCCGGCAGCGGCGGCGCGCCGCGCGUCUCCUUCCGCCGGCGCGGGCGGGGCAGGAGCCGCGGGAGGGUCGGCGGAACCACCGCAGACUGAAAGUAGUGCCCGGCCCGACGACGGCUGCGGCUCCGGGACCAAGAAAUGAAGAGGGCCGCGUGGAAGUCAGCGACAGCUACACCAAGCUUUUGGGGGUCUACCUUUCUAUUCGUUGCUCCCUCAGAGGUGGAGGUGAAGGGAAAGUGAAGUGUAGAGGUUCCACUUGGAUCACAAAAUAAACUCCAGGGCUGACGCCUCACCGCCGGCGCGAUGCUGCUCAGAGCACACAGCGCCCGCCGCCUGAGUUAGCGUGAAUUAGCAGUACCAGCGGCAGAGCAGGACAACACUUACACUGAAAUCUAAGUCCCAAAGUCACAGCAGAACCAACUGUUCAUGACUUCAAGGGAAAACGAAGGGGAAUUGUCAUCCUUUCAUUCUUGUCAUCUGCGGCGAUACCAAUUACAUGUUUAAGCUAUUCAGAGAUU